Symbiodinium necroappetens is the source of this 2685-nucleotide messenger RNA. The record is from the annotation of a GenBank genome assembly. NCBI's taxonomy places the organism in Eukaryota, Dinophyceae, Suessiales, Symbiodiniaceae.
AUGAUUGACUACAGCGAGUCAUGGCUCAUCCUCACGCUCUUGAAGUGGAAAGGAUCCGUCUUCCCUCGGUCCUGCCUCUUUGCGCUGCCAGCAGCCCUGAUCACCGUGGUCCUCGUGCAGGCUCAAGAUGUCCUGGAGUUCGACCUGCGGCAGGAGCUUGGUUUGAUGGAUGCUCAUCGAAGUCAGCUUUGGAUAAUUUCUUUAGGUGUCCUCCAUGCUCUUCUGGUCUUUCGCAUCAACCGGGCGAUGGAGCGCUUCUGGGAAGGGACUGGCCUGCUGCAUCAGAUGCGGGGAGAAUGGUUCGAUGCGGUGAGUUGCUGCGUGACAUUUUCUCGGGCAUCAAUGGUAAGCAGGCCUCAAGACACAAUGCGGUUCCGACAUGCGAUAGUGCGCUUGAUGAGCCUCUGCCAUGGAAGUGCUUUGGAGGAGAUCGGAGGCGAAGAUGGAGACUUUUGCGAGACCAUCGAUUCGCAUGGCUUGGCCACUCGCACCUUGGAGCACUUGACAGACUGUGCAGAGGAGUACGAUUUCAAUCGGGUUGAAGUGCUGCUGCACAUGAUCCAGUCACUCAUUACUCACAAUUUGGAUGUGGGGGUGCUGAAAGUGCAGCCCCCCAUCCUGUCUCGAGUCUAUCAGACCCUCUCCAGAGGAUUCGUGAAUCUUUUAAAUGCCAAGAAAAUUGCAGAUACGAGGUUUCCGUUCCCUUUCGCGCAGCUCAUUUCGGCGCUCUUGUUUUUGCACAUUGUACUACUUCCUGUUCUGAUUUCGGCGGUGAUUUCGCAAGCAUGGUUAGCCUUCACGUUCACGUUUCUUCCAAUCUUCUCGAUGUGUUGUCUCAACUACAUCGGAGUUGAGCUUGAGAACCCGUUCGGUCGAGAUGAUAACGACUUGCCCUUGAAGCACUUCCAGGAUCCGUUGUGGGCACCGUGCAAUCACAAGUUUUGUCGCCACUGCAUCAUCCAGGUGCUGAAGAGCCGUGCGCCCGAAUGGGCCGGGGACUGCCCGCUCUGCCGAAUCCACAUCAGUGUCUACAAUCUGCGCGAUGAACACGACGAGCUUCUUGUGCAACCUGAUGUGCUCGAACUCUGGGGUUGCAUUUUCGUACAGAAUGGACAGACAGGUUUGGCCAGCUAUCAUUUUGACUCGCCAGAUCAAUGUUACAUAUCUUACGAGCAGGCCCCAGCGCAUUGGCGCUUGGAUGAUGGCAGCAAGCCACCUUCCAAGAAGUACUGGACAGAUGUCAGCUUUGACGCAAAAAACUCAACCUUCCGCGGCAUCAUCUCUUGGGAUACCCCAUUCGAUGGAGAGACCAAGUGGGUGUACCGAAUUCAGUUUUCUGAAGACUUUGCUGGAAUUAUCGGUGGAGAUCUAGUUGCAACAUCGGUUGACGGCUCGACAAAAGCCACGCCGUUUCGGGCCCCCUGGAUCUAUGAGUGGGACCAUCACCUUUCCUAUUUGCGCUGGACGCCUCCUCCCAGCACGAUCUUUGGCAGUGUGUAUGUCCAAGGGGUGGUGUAUGCUGGACACCAUGAAGGGGUUGCAAGCUAUCAUUUCGAGAGCUUGGACAAUUGUUACAUAUCAUAUGCAAACGCUCCGGAUUCUUGGGUUCUGGAUGAUGGCUCUCUACCUCCCCGCAGGAAACCGUUUGAGCAGGUUUCGUAUGAGGAGGACACGAGAACCUUUCGUGGAGUUGUCACAUGGCCACAAGGAUUUGAUGGAGCUUCGCGUUGGGAGUAUACCAUAGUGUUCUCACAAGAUUUUAGUUUCAUUUCUUCUGGGAAAGUACAGCCUUAUGGACGACGUGGCUUCGCAAUGCGUGCUCAGCAUUUCGGAGAUCCCACAGCCGGUUUGAUGUUGGUACCGGUCCUGUACUAUACGCGGAAGCCAUCUGUACUGGCGGCCAACGAGAUGCUUCGUGCAACACUACUGGUGGAGGACGAUGUGCAAGAGGAGGAAGCCCACAGAACCGAGACAGAAAGGCAGAUUGCGCAGGCUCCUUACCUAUUGUCGCUACUGUUCACCGAGCAGGCGAAGGACGAGAAGACCCCUCGGGGGAAGACGUGUAGUCUGACGGCAAGCUGGCUGAAUUCAUCUCAAAGGGAGUCGAGACUAGCUGAGAUGAACAACUGCCUGCUGAUGCUGCUGCACUACAGCGCGGACUUGAUGGCCGGCGUUAGCAAGCAGCGCUGUCUCAUGGACAUCAUGGAGAUCAGAAAGGCUAUGCACGGCACUUUGUCCGAAAGUUGGCUUCAGGAAAUCAUCGACAAGGCGCCAGGCAGCCCUGCCGAAGCCAACGUCAAAGACGUUGAGGAGGAAGAGUCUCAGCCCAACUCUGUACAAGAAGCUGGCGUGGAGGUUGUCCUGCCAUUAGCGACACAAGGCGAGACCUCGUCGGACGGUGGAGCUGCUCCGAUUUUCGAGGAGCCCGCCUUUGAAGAGAAGCUGCAGCCUACAACACUGCUACAAGGCAUGGACCAGGCAGUGAUGGCACUGACGGGUAUCAGACAGGCGAUAGCGAUGCAAGCGACUGAUGUGGAUCGAAGCAUCGAUGGGUUCUUGGUCUUGGCAAAGAAGCUCAGGACUCAAACCGACGAUCUUAUUGCAGACGAAGCCGAGCCAGCAGACGUGGAGUUCACGUUUGGAUGGGACUGCUCAGCUAUUCCCUCCUUUGAGGCCUCCAGCUGA